This is a messenger RNA of Etheostoma spectabile (orangethroat darter), 1600 nucleotides long. It is a transcript of the gene gde1, whose product is annotated as glycerophosphodiester phosphodiesterase 1. Gene Ontology annotation, cellular component: plasma membrane. Gene Ontology annotation, molecular function: glycerophosphodiester phosphodiesterase activity. The record is from RefSeq and is a predicted model, not a curated record. The coding region runs from base 195 to 1181 and encodes 328 amino acids. Lineage: Eukaryota; Metazoa; Chordata; Actinopteri; Perciformes; Percidae. The transcript has 6 exons. Gene Ontology annotation, biological process: N-acylethanolamine metabolic process; phospholipid metabolic process; ethanolamine metabolic process.
CGCCAAAUCGUUGUUUGCCAACCGCCAAUACACCUCAUUGAAGAAGAAAAAUAAAGAACUGAAAAUUGACAGCUUGCUGUUUCAGGUUUUUGCCUUUUAAGUGUUUUGUUGAUCGGUUUAAGUUGCUAAUGUUGCGAUUUAGCCAGCUAGACGGAGCAUGACCUUAUGUCAAAUAAGGCGUAACCAGGACAACAAUGCUGCAGAUGGGAGAUGAAGUCACCCUGUACUCGGUCGUCUUUGUGGUCGUCCUGCUGGGGACCCGGAGCCCGAUUUGGACAACCGUCCUCACCGUCUCCCUCUACCUCUUUCUGGCCCUGUUCCGGUUCCCCCAGGUACCGACUAGCCGAGCCCGGCAGGUGCUGCACCCAGCCAAAGGCGUGUCGGAGGUCGCUCACCGGGGCGGUGGGCACGACGCACCGGAGAACACGAUAGUCGCUAUUCGGGAGGCCAGUAAGAAUGGGGCGACAGGCGUGGAGUUGGAUCUGGAGUUCUCAGCAGACGGCGUUCCGAUACUGAUGCACGAUGAGACUGUGGACCGGACCACUAACGGUUUGGGUCCACUCAGUCAGAUGACACUGUCCGAUCUGGGGAGACUGGAUGCAGCUGCUAAACAUCGACUCAAGGACAAGUUUGCUGGAGAGAAGAUCCCAACUCUUGACGAGGCGGUGGAGGAAUGUAUUAAGCUGCAGCUCACCAUCUAUUUUGAUGUCAAAGGUCAUCCAGAUGAGGCAGCUGUAGCCCUCAAAGAAUUGUAUAAAAAACACCCAGUCCUCUACAACAGCAGCAUUGUCUGCUCUUUCGAGCCCAGAGUUAUCUACAAGAUGAGGCAGAGUGACCCAGAAGUCGUCACAGCAUUGACCCACCGCCCAUGGAGCCUGAGUCGGUUAGGAGAUGGCUCCCCACGUUUCUCAUCGCUAUGGAAACACAAUUGGAUGACACUAAUGGACAUAGUGUUUGACUGGGCGCACCAUCACGUGCUGUGGAAGCUGUGCGGCAUCUCAGCCUUCCUUAUCCAGAAGAACUUUGUCUCAGUGGACUAUGUGCAGUACUGGGCCCAGAGGGGGGUGGAAGUGGUAGCCUGGACAGUCAACACAAAAGUGGAGAAAGAGUAUUACCAGGAACUGCUGCAAGUCAACUACAUCACAGACAGCCUUGUGGAAGACUGUGAACCCCAUUACUGAGACACACUUGAACCCAGCGCAGGAUGUGUUCCCACAUAUAGUCAAUAAAAAGAUCAAAUCCAUUUCACUGUCUACUUGUCACUCAUAAUGUGGCCUCAGGUAAGAUAACAAAUGGCACUCUUAUUCCCAUGCACUAUGCAUUAUUGCAAAUGUGUGUAUGAUUGUUUGAGCCAAUCAACCUGACCAGACUGGUUUCCAUACUUAAUAACAAGAGGCAAGACACGCCAUGUAUAGACAUUUUGGCAACAAGUGUCUAUAAUAGAUCUUAAUUAGUGUACUGUAUUCACCAACUCAGGACUGCAUUUAUGUUUGUUUUCUUUAUAAUUGUGUCUGUCUUACUGUCUUAGACCUACAACAUAUGUAUAUUGUGUCGUACUGCCUGCUUUUUACUCAGUAAAAGGGAUUAGGUCCAGCAUAAA